Messenger RNA from Fomitiporia mediterranea MF3/22, 2271 nucleotides. RefSeq lists its product as uncharacterized. The record is from RefSeq and is a predicted model, not a curated record. Lineage: Eukaryota; Fungi; Basidiomycota; Agaricomycetes; Hymenochaetales; Hymenochaetaceae. The transcript has 3 exons. Bases 1 to 2271 code for a protein of 756 amino acids.
AUGCCUGAGCAGCCGGAGGAUCGAAUGUCGGGCAGCGGUUCACGAGGCUCGCGCGGUUCGAGACGUUCUCGCGUCACUGAUCAAGUACGUGAGGCUCCAGUUGUAGAACUAGCAGACGAAUCCGCUCCAGCCUCUGUAUACGAUGACUUCACAGACAGAGACUCUCUAGGUGGUCACUCUGCCCCUCCACUCCCCAUAAAGCCGCCAGGCAACUUACCACCUGGCAGCAUCGGGGUAGAUCCUCGUUUAGCAGGCAACACCGCUGAUGAGUAUUACAAUGACAUUGUAACAACGCCAUCCGACGAGGUGCCAGCCAGCCCCUCGCAGGCCCUCUCCAGGCGUAGGACGUCCUCGCAUGGUCUCUCGCAUUCACACUCACACUCGCACUCUCCUUCCCAUGGUCACUCAUCCCGACGCACACGGAGUCACUCCAGCGCCCGGGAGGUGCUUCGCCUUCUUCUCAAAGCAGAGGGCACCGACUCGAGAGAGGCCCUCGCCAUGCUACGGAGAGCACACGACCGUCUCGAGUCGGAGAACCUGCGCGCCAAUGAAGCAGAACGGCGCGUCCAAGAGGCGAACGAUCGUUGGAAAGUCAUAAAUCAGGCACGCCUGCAGGCACAGGCCGAAGCUUCUCGUAUAAAUGAAGAACUUCGAUUGUAUAAGCUUCAGCUCGAGACCGCCCAGCAGCAGAUCGCACGUGCGAAUGACAUGAUUGCACAGACAGACAAAGAAAAGGAUAAAGCAGAGGACGAGGCUGCCAAGGCUAGACGACUAGCAAAGAAAUAUGAGAUUGAGUCCCUAAUCCAGAAGGCUAGAGAGGAGGGAAGACGAAUAGGCCGACAGCAAGGCCUGCAAGAAGGCAUGGAGAACGCCUACUAUGAUGACCGAGCGUAUGGAAGAGACUAUUAUGAUCGCGAUCGCGAGUUGUACGAGAAUGGCCGGCCUUACGACGAGCAGACUUACGACGGGCGGACAAUUAUUGACGACGAUCGGUACACGAACGAUUACCGCGAAGAUGGGAGACACCCUAUGCAAUAUGUUCCAAAUCCCCAAGGGACAGCAGACCCGCGAGUGCAACGCAGUCGGCCGACACCUCGCACUCCGACAGGCAUCCCUCCGCGAACGCGAUCCGUACCAGGCGAAGCUUCAUCCCGUGGUCCGCGCAAUUCGAUACUCAAUGGUCUCUCGCGUCUCGGUCGAGGACGACGACACGGUCCCGAGAUGGAUAGGAAUGUCGCAGUCAAUCCAUCCAAUGCACCGGAUGUCGCUUCCAUUGUCGAUGAGAUGCCUGUCAAUCCGAUCACGUCUCCCCUUCCGGCUGAGGAGAUAUCCCAGGUAAACCACACGACACCAGUGCGCAUGCCGGAACCGGACUUCAACCCGGACCCAAAUGAUGUCCCUCCGAUUUCCAUGCCGAAUCGGCCAAGGUCGCCCGCUCACCCGCCAAUACACAUCCCGCCAGACGGUUAUAUCCCUUCACAGGGUUUGGAUGGAUCGAUUCGACUUCCACCACCUCAUGAACUGGGCCAAGCUCCACCCACUCCACGUUCGUACGAUUCGCCUUUACCGAACGCGUCAAAUUUGCCGCCUGCUGAACCUGCAGUGCUGCCUCAGAGAGAAAGGAGCCCAAUCACACGAGACUAUGGGCUACCUCAGGAACAGUCUCGUCCCAGUCGAAGGCAUCGUUACCAGAAGAGUGUCGCGGAUUCCGAUGACUCUAUAGCGACUGGUGCUUUUUCACUCGUAUCACCUCCAGACGGAAGACAAACUUUGAUGCGGGAUAAUCGACUGAGCGCCAUUCCAGAACACGACCCACGCUAUGCAAGCCCGAGUGGAAGCAUGCGUCAAGCGGAGGGCGCCAUGUAUCCUGGAACUCCACGUUCCAGGUCAAGCAGACGUGGUGAUGCUUACAUUUCUCCUGAACCUGUCAUGGUUGAAGAACCACCUGUACGUCCAGACUUGGGAGCUGCUUUCUCACCUCGAUCGACACGUUCAGGUUUCGGACCGCCCAGGCCUUCGAGACUGACUACCCCGGCACCUCUCGCACCGUCUCUUGGUGCCGACAACUAUGAUCAGCCGGCAUAUACACGCCCACGCAUCAACUCCGUUGCUUCAGGUUCAGAUAUCGGAGGCCCCAUUGGAGGCCCUGGUGGCACGCCACGCCCAUCGAGGAGUAGAAAUAUGACGCCAGCAUCUGAGUACAGAAGAAGCAGACCGCCCACCGCUACCGGAGUCCAGACGCCGGAGAUCACUAUUACUCAAGCUGUAUGA